Adineta steineri is the source of this 10449-nucleotide messenger RNA. Lineage: Eukaryota; Metazoa; Rotifera; Eurotatoria; Adinetida; Adinetidae. The record is from the annotation of a GenBank genome assembly.
AUGUCGUCGCCAACGUGGAAUCUAGCAAAUCUAUCGUCAUUCGUAUUCGACCGUGAUCGUUAUCGACGUAGUGUAAGCGAACAAAGACAUAUUGUAACAACUCACGAGUAUCAUAGUUAUACACGUACUGAAUCACCUUGUGAAUAUCGAAAUUAUUGUGAAUAUUGUCCUUGUAUAAAUUGUCGCCGUUAUCGUCAACCAUCAUAUCGACAUCGUAUGAGUCGUCGACAAUCAUCAAAUUUUCCUCCAAAAGGGCAUCAAGAAUAUUAUUCUAGUGCACAUUCGAUAAGAGAUGAAAUAGAACGAGGUAGUCCAACAGGUAUUGAGAUAUAUGUACAUCAGCAUCCACAAUCACCACAAUCACGAUAUCAGCAGCAGCAACAACAACGACAUCCCUAUCAACCACAUCAUUUUCAUGAUACUAAUGAAUAUGAUAAUCAACGACAAUCACGUCUAUUGCAGAUUAAUCGACGCAGCACACGUGAAGUUCAACCAGGCGAUCAAACCGUACCAAGUACUACAAAUACUAGUCGACAAGACGAGGCUGUUAUUAAGCGAAGAUUAUUCUUAAACGAUUUAACUAAUGCUAUUGAACAUGAUCCAAAUGAAUUGGCUUAUGUAUUUUUACGUCGACGAGAUCAAUUUUUAAAUCUUUAUUCUCAGUAUAUGUAUGAUCGUACACGAUCUGAACAUGUACUACAAACAAAUCCAAAUAUUCAACGUUAUUUCGAUGAAUUAAAACAACGAUUAGGUAUACAAACAAGUGAUUUAACACUUAAUAAUUUACUUAAUCGUCCUAUACAACGACUUGAAAAAUAUAAGAAUAUUUUACAAGAAAUGAUUAAAUAUACAAAUCGUAUGCGAGAGGAUAGUUCAGUAUUUCAACAAGCUUAUACAAUGAUAAGCAAUGUAAUGAAUGAAGCACGUCAACGUGAUGCAACUGAACUUAUUGAUAAUUUACCAUUUACAAAUGAUGAAUUAGGAGAUUUAAAACGUCAUGAUGUUGUUUUAAUUAAAACAACUGAUCAUGAUCUUGAUUCAAUAAAUGAAAAUGGUGCACGUUUACGUGAAAGAUUCUUAUAUUUAUAUCGUCAUAAAAUUAUUUUAUGUCGACGUAAACGUGUUGAUAGUAGAUUAGAACCAAAAUCAUUAGCUUUUAAACAAGCUUAUCAGACAAAUGAAAUAACUUUUAUACAAGAAAAUUUUCCUGAUGAUGAUAAAAAAUUUGAAAUUACAUUUAAUGAUAAUGAACGUGUUACAUUUUAUGCUCGAAAUACUUUUUCAAAAAUAUCAUUAGUAAGAUCUUUACGAGAUAAUCUUAAAUCUCUUGGUUUUGUGGAAGAAAUUGAAAUGAUUGAAACAGCUGAAGGAGAUGAUGAUACACGACAAAAACGUCCAGCAACAAAGAAACGAACAGUGGAUGUUUUAGAAUCAUCAAUGUCCGAACAACAAAAACGUGGUCGUUCAUCCGGACAUACAACAACAUCGGGAGCAUCGGAUUUUUAUUCAGUUGGAAGUGAAAGUGAAUCAAGUUAUCAAACUGCCGGAGAAAACGAUGAUUUCAAACCAAAAUUUCUAAAAAAAUUAAAUGAUUCAUUAGCUACAGAGGGUGAUUUUGUCACAUUAGAAUGUAUAGUUAUUAGUACAACACCAGUUCAUGCUACAUGGUUUAAAAAUAAUAUACCUUUACAAGAUAGUGCUGAUUGUAGACAAGUACAAGAAGAUAAACAUUUUAAAUUAAUAAUUAAAGAAGCUUUUGUUGAAGAUGGAGGAAUUUAUUCGAUAAAAAUUUCAAAUCAUGCUGGAACAGUUACUUGCAGUUGUAAAUUAUUCGUCAAAGAAGAAAUGAGUGAUGAACGAACUAUUCGUGAAGAUUUAGUUAUUCGAGAAGGUUCAUCGCCGGAAUCGAAAAAAGAAACAACUGAUAAUGAAGAUGAAUUACGUAUUACAGAAAUGGCAUAUGAUCAAGGUGGUGCAUAUAAAGUAACACCACAUAUUGGUCGAGCACCAAUUUUUCUUCAAUCACUUAUGCCAAUGAUAUCUAAAGCUGGUGAUAUUGUUACAUUAAAAUGUACUGUCACAGCAACGCCUAUGCCAUCUGCUACUUGGUAUAAAAAUGGACAAGAAAUUCAAGCAGGUGGUCGUUAUUCAGUAUUUCAUGAUCAAAAUGGAAACUAUUCAUUAGUUAUAUCUGAUGCUUUACCACAAGAUUCAGGUGCAUAUGAAAUUACAGUACGAAAUCAAUAUGGUACAGCAAAUUCAAAAACAAAUCUACAAAUUCUUGAACGUGAGAGUGUUUUUAUUCCAAUUCCUAUAACACGUGUAUCAACAGAAGAACAUGGUACAGCUAAAUUAGCAUGUGCAGUUAAACGUUCGGAUGUAAAUGUUGAUUGGUAUAAAGGUGAUCAAGCAUUAUUUAUUGGACAACAAAAUGAAAAUACAAAAUAUAAACGUAUUGAUGAUGGUUUACAGCGAGAAUUAAUUGUUAAAAAUGUUUCAUCCGAUGAUCAAGGAGAUUAUGUUUGUCAAGCUGAUAAAUAUCGUGUAACACUUCAUUUGAAUGUUCAAGGACCUGCUGCUGAUUUUCCAUUUUUUGAAUGUCAAUUAACAAAAGAAGAUGCUCAAGUUGAAUGGUGGUUUCGUGGACAACCAAUAAUUUCAUCACAACAUCAUUUAAUUGCAUCACAUGGUUUUAUACGUCAAUUAAUUUUACCUAAAGUUGCAAUGAAUGAUGAAGGAGAAUAUUCAAUACGUGUUGAUAAUAAAAAUACUUCAACAGCACAAUUAUUUGUUAAAGAACAACCAAUUAUAUUUCGUCGUCCUUUGCGUUCACAAAUUGUCGAAGAAAGUUCUUCAACAAUAUCAAAUAGUGCUAUUUUUGAAUGUGAACUUAAUAAGCCAUUAAAACAAAUGUUAUGGUUUAAAGCAAAUGUUCAACAUUUAAUUCCAUCAGAUAAAUAUAUUAUCGAAUCAUUUGCUAAUGGUCUUAUACAUCGUUUGACAAUACAUAAUGUUAAUUUACGUGAUGAUGGAGAAUAUACAGCAUCAACUGGAUUAAAUACAUCACAAGCAAAAUUAACUGUUGAAUCUUUAAUGCCAAUAUUUGUUGUACCAUUAAUGGAUGCACGUGCAAAUACACGUGAAACAGUUAAAUUAUCAUGUGAAACAAGUAAUGCUUGUCAAGUUGUAUGGAUGCAUCGUGGAAAGAAAAUUAUUGAGAAUAGUUAUAAAUAUACACUAGGAAAUUUUAAUAAUUCAACAUUACAUACUCUUGAUAUUGAUAAUUUGGAAUUACGUGAUCAAGGUGAAGUUUUAUGUUCUAUUGUAAAUCAUCCAACUGUUUCCACUACAUGUCAAUUAAUUAUUGAAGAUGCUCAACAACAAUCGGCAUUCUAUUCACCAUUAAAACCAUUUAUGGAAAUUGUUCGUGGUCAAGAUGCUAUACUUAAUUGUGAAACAUUUGAUUCAACAUAUUUUCAAUGGCUUAAAGAUGGUACGACAUUAAUGGCAACAAGUAAUAAAUUUCGAACACUUGGUGAUGAUAAACAUACAACAUUAGUUGUUAAACAAUUUAAUGAACAUGAUGAAGGUGUUUAUACAUGUGUAACACGAGAAGGUCAUUCAACAUCAACAACACUUCGAACAGUUGAUCAUCGUGAACGAACACCACGUAGUGAAGAACGUUUUGGUUCAUAUAUGAAAAUUGAUUCACCACGUACAAGUCGAACACCUGAAUUAGGUGGAUAUCGUUCAAGUAUGAGUCCAACACAUAGUCGUUAUGUUCCAUCAUUAGCUGAAGAUAAUGAACGACAACAAUCACCACGUGUUGAAGAAACACGACGAACUAAAAAAAUUACAAUACAAGAAACAAGUGAACAACGUUUACCAUCAACAGCAACUAAAACAAGUUCGGCAACAUUUCGUCCAAGUUCAAGUCCAAGUCCACAACGUGAAUAUAUUCGUAGUGGUUAUUCAUCAGGUACAAGUCCUGAACGAGAACGUUUAUCAAUGCCACGUCAUUUUUCACCAUCAACAACAUAUAAAUCAUCAAAUCAAUUACAAGAUUUUGGACAUUAUAUUGAUCGUAGUUCAAAAUCUCCAUCGCCAUCACCAACACGUAAAACAAAUAUGACAUUUGCAAAUAUAACACCAACAACAAAAAUGCCACCUGUUUAUGAAGAACAAGAUGAACAUCAUCGACAUCGUUCAUCCGUUACAUUUUCACCAAGUCGAUCACCAGCUCGACAAUCCGUUGAAAGAAAAAUCGUUGAAAUGCAAAUACCAAUGAGUCCAACAUUAUCACAUCGUGAAUUAAAACAUGCACCAUAUCGUGAAGAAUCUAUUCCAGAAGAACGUUUACAAUUUUAUGAUAGUGAAACGUAUGAUAAACAAACACCAAUAUUUCAUCGAGAAGAACCUUAUGGUUUAAAUACAUCACGUAUACAAGUAACUGAAACAAUACCAAUCGUACAAAUAACACAACCAUUAGUUGAUACACGCGUUGAACAAGGUAAACCAUUACGACUUGUUGUUGAAACAUCUCAACCAGCAAGUGAAGCUAUUUGGUUUAAAACGGAUAUUUAUUCAACAGCACCUAAUCAAGCUAAAAAACUUGAUGAAAGUGGAAAAUAUCAUAUGAUAACACAGGGUACACGACAUAUACUUAUUAUACCAAAUGCAACAUCUGAAGAUAAUGGUGAAUAUAUAUGUCGUAUACAAAAUGCUAUGACUCGUGCACAAGUACAAGUAACUAAUGAAGAUUUACAAUUUAUUCGACGUUUACCACAAUCAAUUGAUGUUAUUGGUGGACGUGAUAUUAUUAUUGAAUGUGAAAUGAAUAAAAUGGAUACACAAGCGAUAUGGAAAAAAGAUAAUGAAAUUAUUCGAAUUCCUCAAAAAUUUCUUCCAAUGUCAGAAAAUAAAAAACAUCGAUUAAUUAUUAAAGAUGCAAGUACUGAAGAUUCCGGUCUUUAUACAGUUAUUGUUAAUGAUCUUGAAUCGACAACAUAUGUUAAUGUUACACCUGAACCAUUACUUAUAUUAAAACCAUUACAAGAUCAACGUGUACAUUCAGGUGAUACAGUCACGUUUACAUGUGUCUGUUCUAAAACACCAAAAAAUGUUCAAUGGUAUUUAAAUGGUUACCCAUUACCAAUAAAUGAACGUUAUCAAACAAAAUUAAUUGAUCGUGAAAUACAAUUAACAAUAAUUAAUGUACAAGAAUCUGAUGUUGGUACAAUAACAUGUUGUUUAAAUAAUACAAUAACAACAGCUAAUUUAACAUUAGAUGAUAAAGAUAAAACAUUAAAAUUUAUUAAAUUAUUAGAAGAUGAUGAUACAGGAAAUAUUCAAGUUGAUUCACCAUUUAUGCUUGAAUGUCGAACAAAUCGACCAACAUAUCAAAUACGAUGGUUUAAAGAUAAUAGAGAAAUUAGUCAAUUUGAUCAAGUUAUGAAAACUAUAUCAGAUGGAUGUACACAUGUACUUCAAAUAUCUCGUGCACAGUCUGAACAUAGUGGUCAAUAUCGAUGUGUUGUUGGUGAUCGUCUUGAAACUACUUGUCAUAUAACAGUUCGUGAACCUGAAUUUCGUUUUACUCAAUCAUUACCAUCAAAUGUUCAAUUUUCUCCACAAACUGAUACAUCAUUAACACUUGAUGCAACACUUAAUCGUAAACCAACAUCUGAUGAUCAAGGUUUAUAUCGUUGUGUUAUUGGUAAAGGUCAAAUAACAAGUGAAUGUCAAGUAUCAAUGAAUUUAAUGAGUGAAAAUGAUCGUCGUUUAAUCAAACCAUUACAAGAUCAAAAUAUUUAUGUACAUGAUACAUGUACAUUAAUUGUUCAAUUUCAAGGUGAUGCACCUGAUGUUAAAUGGUAUAAAAAUGGUCAAGAAAUUCAUUCAAGUCCAAAAUAUCGUUUCAUACAUCAUGGAAAUGAACAAACAUUAAUUAUAAAUGAUUGUCAAUUAGUACAUGAUCAAGCUUAUUAUAGUUUACGUUUAGCAACAAAUACAAAACUUGAUUUAACAUCAUGUUAUGUUCAAGUUAAAGAUAAAUUUGUUAAUAUAACAAAACAUCUUGAACCACAACGAUGUAUUCUAGGACAAGAACCACAGGUUCAAUUUGAUAUUGAAACAACUCCAACAGAUAAAAAACCAAUAUGGUAUUUUAAUAAUCGACAACUUGAUAAUACAACAAAAUAUGAAUUAAUAUCAAAUGAUAAUACACAUCAUUUAUUAUUUAUUCAUCAACCUGAAUUAUCUGAUCAAGGACAAUAUACAGUUUCAUUUCCUGAAAGUGAUCAAUCAUCAACAGCUAAUUUACAAGUUUUACAAACACCAUCAACAUUAGAUUUUAUUCAACCACUUGAAGAAGUAUUUUUAUGUGAAGAAGGUGAUAAUUUUGUUCUUGUUACACGUACAAAUAAACCUACACAUGUUAGUUGGAUGAAAAAUGGUUAUAAAUUAUCUUUAAAACCAAAAUUAGAUUCAUUACCAACCAAUGAACAUCGUUUAUCAAUUGAAAAAGCACAAAAAUUUGAUCAUGAAGGUAUCUAUACAUGUAUAAUUGAUGCAAAUAAUAUUGCAACACAAUGUCAAGUUAAAAUACUUGAACGUGAAUUACAAUUAAUUCAACCAUUACCAAAACAAAUACGUUUAAAUGAACAUGAUACAUUAACAUUAAUAUGUGAAACAAAUCGUAAACCAAAAAAAGUACAAUGGUUUAAAGAUCAAUCAAAUAUUCCAUUGGAAACAAAUAAUUCAUUAAUGAUUAUCAAUGCUGAUGAAACAUGUACAUUAAUUAUAAAUAAUAUUAAUAAAUUUGAUUCGGGUACAUAUACAUGUCGUCUUGAAGAUCGUUUAAUAACUGUUUCGGAUGUUAAAAUACAAGAAUCAGCACCACAAUUUAUUGAUGGACCACAAUCUUAUCUGAUUUGGAAACGACGUGAAGAUGGACCUGUUGCAACAAUUAGUUGUACAUUAAAUAAACCAAAUGUACCUGUUAAAUGGUUUCUUGAAAAUAAAGAAAUUCAACCGAAUUUAAAUAAUAAAUUUGAAAUUAUAUCUGAAGGUUCAAUGCAAUGUUUAUUAAUACAUGAUGUACAAAAAGAAGAUUCAAAUAAAUAUGUUAUUUCAUUAGGACCUAUUUAUCGUGCAUGUCAUUUAGAAGUUGUUGAUGAUGCGGGAUUAUCAACUGAUGAUGAAAAUUCUGAUCGACUUUUACAACCUUUAACUACACUUCAACGACAAGAAAUUAUGGAAGGUGAUUCUUUAACAAUUGAAGUUUCUCCUGAUACAAAUAUUCAAUCACUUUCACCAAAUCAAUUUCGUUUAUUAAAAAAUAAUCAUCCUAUAAAUGAUUAUUCACGUAUUAAAUUUGAACGUGAUACAUCCAUAGGAAAUUUAAAUCGAUGGGUUAUACAUUUAAAUGAUGUUGAUUUAACUGAUUCAGGUGUUUAUUCACUUGAAAUAAAUAAUCAAGCACGACAAGAUUUACUUGAUUUAUUUGUUAAAAAACGUCCAAUACAACGACAAUUAAUAACAUUACCUAAAGAUGAAUUUUAUUUACAUGAAACAAUCACACUUGAAUGUAAAUUUGAACGACCAAUAAAAACGAAAAAACUUCAACCAACAUGGUUUAAAAAUGGUCGUCCAAUACAAUCAUCAAAUCGUCAUUUAGUUAAUAUUGAAAGUCAAAUGCAAGAUGGUCCAACAAAAUAUUCAUUAACAAUAAAAAAUGUUGAUUUUAGCGAUGAAGGUGUUUAUGAAUUACGUAGUGAUUAUCUUGUUGUUGAAACUCCAUUUAUUCGUAUUAUUGAAAAACCUAUUCAACCAACACCUGUACGUACAGUAACUGAAGGUGAUAGUCUUCAAAUUGAUGUUAAUAUUGAUCAACAAAUCUCACCUGAAAAUAUACUUGAUCAAAUAACUGUUUUAAAAGAUAAUCGUCCAAUAAUAAAUAAACCUGAAAUACAUAAAUCAUUUGAUGGUAAUCAAUUUAAAUUAGAAUUAAAAAAUUUAGCAAUAAAUGAUCGUGGUUUAUAUGAAAUUGAUAUUCAAGGACAACGUACACCGAUUUGUUUACUUGAUGUUAAAGAACGUCAACCAGAAGUGUUUCUACUUGAAUUAGAUCGAAAUAUAUUUGAAGAAGGUGAAACAAUACGUUUAGCAUGUACAUUUCCGCAACGACCAGGUCCAACAUCAAAUUGGUUUAAAGAUGGACAAUUAAUUCAUCCAAAUGAAAAUAUUCAAUUGAUUGAUGAAAAUAAUACAUUAACAAUUAUUAUACGAAAUGCUAGACGUACUGAUUCAGGUAUUUAUGAAGUUCGUAUUGGUUCAGUUAUUGCUCGAGCACCGAUGAUUCAAGUUUUACCAAAACAACAACAACCAGAUAUACCAAUACAAAAUGUUCGUGAAGGUGAUACAGUUACAUUAUCAGUUGAAGGUUUACAACCUAAUAUUCGACCUCAAGAUAUACAUUUAUUAAAAAAUGGAAGAAAAAUAAUGCCAUCAGAAAAACCCAAAAUAUUAAUUAAACGUGAAGAUGAUAAACUUCGUAUUAUAUUACAAACAUUAGGACUUGAUGAUUCAGCUUUAUAUAGUGUACAAAUACAAAAUGAUAUGCAUCCAUUAGCACAAAUUGAAGUUGAACCACGUCAACCUGAAAUUCAAGAAAUGCAACUUGAACAAGAUACAUUUUUUGUUGGUGAUACCGUUACACUUGAUUUAGAAUUUACAAAUGAACCAACUGAACUACCACGAUGGACGAAAGAUAAUAUUCUACUUAGAAAUAAUGAUCGAGUAACUAUUGAAAAUGUUGGUAAUCGAGUUACUUUGAUCGUACGAGAUUUACGAUUAGAUGAUGCUGGUAUUUAUGAAGUUCAAAGUGGUCCAUUAAUUGUUCGUACACCAUUUAUAAAUGUUAUUGAACGUGAACAAGAUGUAACUGAAAUUGUUGAUGAAACUGUAACAUAUACAAUUACACCAAAUCCUCCUGUACAACCAAUUGAUACAAAAACUUGUACUAUUAAAGAAGGAGAUAAUGUGACACUUAAAAUAGCUUCACAAACUCCAAUAACAGUUCAUGAUGUACAAUUAUUUAAAAAUGGUCAACCAAUAAUAUAUGAUAAUGAAACAUUAAAACAUCUUAAAAUUGAACAAAAUGGACCUAAAGAUGUUCGUUUAAAUAUAAUCAAUGCUCGUUUAAGUGAUACAGGUGAUUAUAGUGCAUUAAUCAAUGGUAAUAUUCAACCAAUAAUAACACUUCAUGUUCAACCACGUGAAAUGCAAAUACAAAUGAUUGAUUUACCACAAGAUACAUUUAAUGAAACUGAAACAUUAAGAAUUGAUUGUCAAUUUCUUCAACCAAAUAUAAAUAAAGAUUAUAAAUGGUAUAAAGAUAAUCAAUUAAUAAUACCAAAUGAGCAUACUGAAAUACAAAAAGAUUCAUUAAAUGAUUUAUUAAUAAUUCAUAAUUUAAAAUUAACUGAUGCUGGUGUUUAUGAACUUAAAAAUUCGAAUACUAUUUUACGUACACCACCUAUUAAAGUUCUUCCAUAUCAACAAACACCAAAUAUUCAACAAUUACGAUCACAAGUGGCUUCAAAACUUGUUCAUGAAGGAGAUACUGUUACAUUUGAAUUAGCACCUAAUUUUGAUGUACCAUUAAAUAAAAUCGAAUUAUUUCAUGAAGAAAAUCCAAUAACACAUGAACCAUAUGUUCAUAUGACAAAAGAUUAUAAAACAAAUUCAAUUACAGUACAAAUUGAAGAUAUUAAAAUGCCUGAUCAUGGUUUAUAUACAGCUGUUGUACAAGGUCAAUCGGUACCAUUAGCUGAAUUAAUUGUUGAACCACGACCAUUAGUUAUACAAAAUAUGGAUUUACCAAAAGAUGUUUUUUAUACGGAUGAACGUCUUGAACUUGAAUGUGAAUUUCCACAAGUACCUAAAGGUGAACAACCACAAUGGUUUAAAAAUAAUCAACCAUUACAAUCAACAUCAAAUGUUCAUAUAUUAACUGAAAAUAAUGGACGAAAACAUUCAUUAAUUAUUGAACAUUUAAAACCUAACGAUACAGGACAUUAUGAAUUAAGAGUUAAAGGUUUAAUUGUUCGAACACCAUUAAUACGUGUUAUUGAACGAGAACAAAUACAAAUUGAUGAACAACCAACACCAUAUAUUGUUACAGAAUUUGAUGAUGAUCAAAAUAGACUUAAACCACAAACAGCACAAAGACGAUUAAGUAAUGUUAUGAUUGAAGAUAUUACUGAUCAAGAAAAUAUUUCAUAUCAACCAUCAUUUUAUGAAGAUACCCAACGAGUUCAAGAAGGUGAUUCAAUUAAAUUCAAAGUUGUUAGUACACUUGAUGUAAGACCAAAUCAAAUUCAUGUAUUACAUAAUGGUUUACCAGUUGAUAUGAAAAAACGUCCAUCAAUUACUGUUGAUCGUGUA